This is a messenger RNA of Schistosoma spindalis, 270 nucleotides long. NCBI's taxonomy places the organism in Eukaryota, Metazoa, Platyhelminthes, Trematoda, Strigeidida, Schistosomatidae. The record is from the annotation of a GenBank genome assembly.
AUGGGUGAUAAAGAACAAAAUUCACCUAUUUACAUAAGUCGAAUUAUUCCUGGUGGUGUUGCCGAUCGUCAUGGUGGUUUAAAACGUGGUGAUCAAUUACUAACAGUAAAUGGGAUUUCUGUGGAGAGUGAACAUCAUGAAAGAGCUGUUGAACUCUUGAAAUUAGCACAAGGUACUGUGAAACUUGUAGUCAGAUAUACGCCACGUAUUCUUGAAGAGAUGGAAGCACGUUUUGACAAACAAAAAGCUCGACGUCGGCAACUUAGUUAA